Messenger RNA from Cuscuta europaea, 1577 nucleotides. The record is from the annotation of a GenBank genome assembly. Lineage: Eukaryota; Viridiplantae; Streptophyta; Magnoliopsida; Solanales; Convolvulaceae.
UUAAAAAACGCAAUGAAUAAGAGCAUAAGACCAGUAAUACUUUUUUUCUCACUCAAACUGCCCUCUUCAUAACUUCUUACGGAGUAUUUUUAGUUUUUCCAUACACCACCAUUAAUGGAAGGGUGAACUGAACUCUACUUUAUAAACCAAAAAGUUGACUAACAGGGUACGGAAAUGGAAGAGAAAGACAGUACGGACACCGGGUCAGCCGGAGGUAACUCCGACAGGAGUGAGUCCCCUCCCGUCGGCGGCGGCGUGGAAGUUUUUCCACCGGUGAUGAGCAUGGAGAGGAGUACACCACAUGCUGAAGCGCCGGCAGCCGUCUGCCCGGCCGGCAGCUAUGAGAGUGGGAAGAAAAAGAGGGGACGACCAAGAAAGUACGAUUCUGAGGGUAAUCUGAGAGCGGCAUACAUAUCCCCUCCACCUCCUCCGCUCCCGUCGGCCGGGAUGACGUCACCUCCCGCUCGGUCCUUCAGUUUGACGCCGCUCCCAGACUAUUCCUCCGGCAGAAGAGGGCGGGGCAGAUCAGCUGCUUCCGGCGGUAACUGGCAAUUCCUUGCCUCGAUGGGUGAACUAUUUGCAAACACGGCAGGGGGGGAUUUCACCCCACAUGUGGUGACUGUGCACACAGGGGAGGAUGUGGCCGGAAAAGUAUAUUCCUUUGCUCAAAACGGCUACAGAGGAAUCUGCAUCCUCUCUGCAAAUGGGUCGGUUUCAAACGUCACAAUUCGCCAGCCAGGCUCUUCCGGCGGUAUUUUGACAUAUGAGGGCCGGUUUGAGAUCUUGAGGCUGACCGGGUCAAUCACAAUUUCGGAAACUUGUGGGAUAAGGAGUAGAACCGGCGGAUUGAGUGUCUCCUUGGCAGGUCCUGAUGGCCGUGUUAUCGGUGGUGGAAUUGCUGGGCUGCUUACCGCUGCUACCCCAAUCCAAAUGAUAGUUGGAAGCUUCAUGCCAAACGUAUUCAGCAAAACACUUAGCAGGAAGCAGCAAACUGCAGACGAGGGCGGAACGGCGCCCGUCAUUCACAAUGCUCCAGUUUCGGAGAUUGUAAUGGCAGCCAGGCCAGUACCCCAAGCAGCCCCGCAGCCACCGAGAGCAGCCAUGUUUCCAACCCCGCCGCUCCCGAGUCAGAGAAGUAACAGCCAUGGAGAUUUGUCACCACCAGGUUGCAAUGGCUCAGAGGCUACAUUCCAUCAGCAGAGACAGUAUCCAGAUAUUAAUGUGUCCAUAUCUAUGGAUUGAGUAGUAACUAGUAAGUAAAAGACUAAAAGGGUUAAGCUGAGCUAAGGUUGUCUUUUGUUAUGGUUCCUAGUCAACUCUGACUAGACUUUGAAUAUCAAUCAUUUCUUAGGGUUUUUUUGGACUGACAAUAUGGUUUGCUAGUUUGUGUUGGUGGUGGCUAAUUAUUGUGUCUUUUGUUUGGUUGUAACAACUUCUUCUCAAUCCCCAUCUGUUAGAGACAAACUUGUUUGUUUUGGUUAGAUUUGUUACCGACACUUCUGUCUUGUUCCAAUCUGUUCGGUAGCUAUAAAAACAAAAAAAUCAACCAGGUUUUCCGAUUAAAAUCUUGGUCUUGU